Messenger RNA from Cercospora beticola, 4165 nucleotides. It is a transcript of the gene TTI1, whose product is annotated as Tti1p. Gene Ontology annotation, biological process: chromatin remodeling. Gene Ontology annotation, cellular component: cytoplasm. Lineage: Eukaryota; Fungi; Ascomycota; Dothideomycetes; Mycosphaerellales; Mycosphaerellaceae. The record is from RefSeq and is a predicted model, not a curated record.
AUGGAUCGAAGAAACGAGGUCUUCCAACGCUUAAAGCCACCAUGCGUAGCCUUAAGUCAGGUCGCUCUGACGCUCAGUGCGGCUCGCGGUGAUGCCAGCCAGUUGAUCGCGAAACUUGAAGACGUCCAGAAGACUUUGCAGUCAGUGGCAUCGCGGCCAGCAUCACUCGAUUCCAAGCUGGCCGAUUAUGUCUUCUUUCCGCUCUCGCAGGUGCUCAAGGUCAGCCAGCGAGUGCCAAUUCGCGCGCUCGAGUUGACCUUGCAGUGCCUCGCCAUCAUUCUUGAACAUGGCUGGCGGUCGCAGAUACAACCACAGCUUGCUGCUCAAGUCGUCAUCUUGUGUACUCUCAUGGCUGAAGAGAAUCCAAACGGACUUUCUUCAGCACAGACGACUCAUGAAUUGCGUACAAAUGCUCUCGAUUGCUUACGACAUGUGUUCGAGUCUGCGAGCGGAUCCUCAGAGCUACGAGAUGCGAUGACAGCAGAGUCAAAUGUGCCCCAGUUGGGACAGACAAUCAGCACGAUCCUUGACAAUGUUCUUGGAGCACGAUCGAUAGAGACUCAAAUCGCCGCCAGCCGUGCACUACAAGCAUUGGUGACACGCGUGGCGACUAUUGACAUACAAGCAGGGUUCCUGCCAGGCAUCGUAUCGAAAUUGACGAAACUGCUCACACCAAAGACUGCCCAGCGGCGCAAUCACGAAGUUCUGGUCCGCGCACUCGAAAGCCUCACCCACCUUUUCAGAGCCACUCUGGGUGACGAGAUUACCGCCGGCCUCACAGAAGACCAACAUGCUUCGGAUCGCGCCCGACUUUCGAGAGUUGUUGACCGGAAGUGGCUCGAAACAGCGGCUUCUCAGCUGAAGCCAGCGAUCACGAAUAUACUCAAGGUCCGUGAGACAGAACGGGACGAUGUGAAAAUAUCCCUCGCGCAGUUCUGCCUCACUGUGAUGCACUGCCGCAGAACUCUGGAAGACUCAGCCCCGAUUUGUUUGGAAACUCUCCUGAUCCUGUGUUCCGAGCAGAGCGAUAGCAUCAUCACGAGUCAAGUUGGACUACUGGUCAGCCAAGAUGCCUCUGUUGCAGCACUCUUACAGGUCACUCUACACGAUUGGAUAUCGUCGUUGCCCACGAAGAUGCAGGCAGCAGAUGAAGCAGUGAAAGUGGAGCGCAUAGGGCAGAUCAGCACAGCUUACGAUAUCCUGGUAAGCAGUGGCACAGAUACGACUGUGGUUGACAAAAUGCUGGUAGACAUCUUGAGGGAUAGCGUAGCGAUCACCCUUCAGCCUCCUCGUCUAGCGCAGAAAGAAGCAGAUAUUCGGCCGCCAGUGCAGUCUAUGGAGCUUGAUGUACAUGACAGGAAGAGCAGCACCGAGUUUCACACGCCGCUGGUGAAGUAUCGCGCUCAGGACGAGGUGCUGCAAACAAUUGAGAAGUUGGCGAACUCUAUCAGUCGACACUCAUACAAGAUAGUCAGCGGCGAACUUUCCAGAACCAUGCGUCAAAGCCUCGGAGAGACGCAAAUCGCCACAUUCUGGCUCCUGUUCAACACCACACAAAGAGCGCUAGAAGAAGGCACUGGCGCAGAUGAAUUCCUUGUCAUCGAUAAUGGAACGCAUUCAAUCGCUUCUGAGAAACUGGAGGAUCUCUACGCCUUCUCACUCGACAUCUUAACGGACAACUCUGAAGAUGUAGCAGAUCCUCGUCUGCAAGCGCUAGCUCUUCGCUCUCUGGCACUGUUCAGUCGUAUAUCGGGUCAAGACUUUCGACAUGAGCUCAUUGAUGCCCUUUAUCCCGUCCUGCAUAGCCUGGCUACGCCCGACGCGUUGCUGCAGCAGGACAGUAUGACCACGCUGAACAUCUUCGCCUCGUCUUGUGGCUACGAAUCUGUGGAGAACUUGAUUGUAGAGAAUGUCGACUAUCUCACCAACGCCGUGUCAUUGAGGCUCAAUGCUUUCGACGUGAGCCCUCAGGCACCACAAGUGUUGCUCAUGAUGGUGCGGCUUGCUGGACCAAGCUUGUUGCCGUACCUUGAGGAUACGGUUGACAGUCUAUUUGCUGCUCUGCAAGACUAUCACGGCUAUCCACUUCUGGUCGAACUCAUUUUCAGAGUACUGAGUGUGGUUGCUGAGGAGGGAGCCAAAAUGCCCCAGCUUGCCAUUACAGAUGGCACCAAACAAGACCUCGCAAAGUACUACGAGGAUCGAUGGCAGCCGGUGACAAUAGAUGGCUUAGCCGCUUUUUUACAUGAAAAGGUGGCAGAAGAGGAGCACAUCACUGCAGCUGAGAUAAAGGAAACCGAGCCGCAUCCGAAACGUCCAUGGAAGUCGAUCGAUGAGAAUGAGACAGAGGAAACGGGUUCAGCAGAGGACGACCAGCGAGGAGUUGAUAUUCCGGACCCUCCUCCACCGGCCCCGAAAACAUACGGCCUGCUACUUCGCAUCUCGGAAUUGACACAGCACUUCUUGCCCUCAGCAUCUGCGUCUCUGAGGUCUUCUUUACUCAAUCUGAUCAAAACUACGACGCCAGCGAUAUCACGCCAUGAGAAUUCGUUCUUGCCGCUCAUCAACACGCUAUGGCCGGAAGUUGUAUCGAGGCUCGACGAUACCGAGCCAUACGUAGUGGCCACUACUUUGGACCUUAUUGCUAUGCUGUGCGAGCAUGCCGGAGGUUUCAUGCGCACUCGAGUCCAGCAACUUUGGCCUGAGCUACAAGAGAUGUAUAACAAGACCGCUGCGAAUAUCGUGCAGAGCGUGCAGCCUCGGAGCCACGGCACAGGGAAGGUAAAAGAUCAACAUACUACUGCCAUGGUGCCCAGCAACACCGCUCUCAGCCUUGCCUUAAUGCGGAUCAAAGCAACGCCAGCAGACUACAGCGAUACUUCGACAAGGUUGCUUUGGACAUCGUUGUUGGGUGCCAUUACCUCCAUCGUCAAACACAUUUCCUUGGCCCCAGAAAUGUUCGACCAUGCUGUUGAAAUGUUGGCGCCUGUGUUGGAUGAUGACGAGACCCGAGCCGCUCUGGAAGCUGAGAAUGCCGACGCUGUUUGGCUUGUGAUGCUCAGGGGUGGUAAAGUGAGCCCACCGACGCCGCCGCAGGAUGAUACCAUCAAUUCGACGUUCGUGCAAGUAGCGGGCUAGGUCCAAGCGAACCAACAUUGAAGAUAUUGAUAAUCAGCAAGCAAUCUGACCAGCAUAAGCAGUGGCUUCUAGCGACUGAUCAGAGAUGCCGAGGUGCGAUAAGUUCGAAAAGCAGGAUGCGAUGCGUUUGCGCCGCGGUCAGCACUGUUUGUCGUACCCAUGUCGCCCAACGCGGCGAUUAUGCACAAACAGCAAUAGGAUCGAAACUUCAAAAUGGCCAAACAUCCAAACAUCCAAAUACAAGUAGCAGGCCACGCUUUGCGGUGAACUGAUCUCCCACAUCGUUGCAUCGAAAUACCGCUUCCCAAAAACUCGACCUCAAACUCCGCCACCGACUCGCACAAAUAUCUACUCAUCACCACCAAGCGACGGGUCAUUGCUUCACGAUCGGUCGCAAGAGAGACUUACACAAGAUCUUCGUGCGAACUCCCGCCCAUCUCACGUUUCUUCGAGCUUCAGCUGUCCAAAACCUACCACCAUCGGACCCGACGCCGACGAACCCUGGUCGCCAGCACCAAAGGUACAUCAUGUGUUACCACGAAUACACCCAUUACCCCCACUGCGAAGAACACAUCCCAAUGCAUGCGCACAUGUGUCCCAAGAACAUCACAGGCGAUCAGACCCGAGUCAUAUUCUGCGAAGACUACCAAGCCAUUCGGAGGGAAGCUGGAAUUGGUUGUCCGCAUUGUGAAUGGAGGAGAGAGAGUUCUGUGACGACGCCGAGUUCUUUGAAUGGACGGCAUUCUUACCCAACGCCUCCGAAGACUGCAUCGCCUGGGUCGACGAGGUGAAGAGUUGUGAGCAGAGGCAGGUUUGAGAAUGGGGUCAGAUGUAUUCGAUCGAUGGGCAAGGGCUCUGUCCAUCAUGCGCUUUAUGCUGCCCUGCUGUGAGGCCAGAAGCGAUGGAGAAAGUCAUUGAUGACAGCUGAGUCAAUUUCGAGUUCUGAUGUAGGCUUAGGAUGGGUGCGGUCGUUGUAUGAGUAUGUUCGGAGUGAUGCAUGGAAUGGCGGAGCGUGUGAAGAUACAAG